UUGGGCGAUUUUCGAGCGAUUUUCGACCAGUUCUUCACCUCUUCUUCUUCUCUUCGUUUCUGACUUGGGUGGUGCUUCGAUUUGAAGAGAUUUCAUUUGGAUUUGAAAGGUCUGUUUCCCCUCUUUUCUUCAAAAUCUUGACUUUUGGCAACCUGUGACUGUGCAUGCAGCAUUUCAGUUGUAUUUGUCCUAUUUUUUGUCGAUUUCAUGUUCAAAAUCUUAACCUUCCUCUUGGAUUUCAAUGUAGAUCACAUACUCAUCAUGUCGCCACGUAGAGCUCGAGGGAAGGGAAUCCGACCGACUGUUCAGAGCCCUGAGGAGGCUGCCCCUGCUGCACCCUCACGUGGAGAGAGUCAAGAAGAGGGAGAAUAUCGAGUUGGAGCUGCUUCUCCUGGAGGUAUGGAGACUGAGGAGACCAGCUUCGUCCAGCAAAUGCAAGAUGUUCUGAAAGAAGGACCAGCUGACGUUCCACCCACUCCUGACGUUGAUCCAUCAGCUGCGGACACAGGUACUGAUCUUUCUCCUCUCGGAAGAGAAAUCCGAGAAAUGAAUGAGUCGGACCGUGUGCCUCCUCUAAUGACCUGUGCGCUUUCUCUCCUUUUAGUCAAAUUAAAAGAAGCAGGUACCAGUAGUGGAGCUCUCGAAUCAGCCCCGACCAACGAAGGUAAAAUUAAUUGUCUUUUUGAGCAAAUUCGUCUAAAUUUAUGUGUCAUUUACGACUCAACACAUUUUGUAGAUGUCACAAUGCACGAAUCUGUUGGAGGAGAGACCACGCAUACAACAGAGGUCGAGGAAUUCAAUGAACAUCACCUCGAUUUCAAUCUCUCUGAAGGCGACCAUGAGUAUAUCUCCGACUUACUAUCGGGGAAAACUCCUGGUGCAGCCACGGAAUCCAACGUUGGAGUCGGUCCAACAGAAGCAGGUCCUUCUGAAAGUAAGACCUUUAUUCUGUAAACUCCAUA
Messenger RNA from Asparagus officinalis (garden asparagus), 962 nucleotides. RefSeq lists its product as uncharacterized. Lineage: Eukaryota; Viridiplantae; Streptophyta; Magnoliopsida; Asparagales; Asparagaceae. Bases 208 to 954 code for a protein of 248 amino acids. The record is from RefSeq and is a predicted model, not a curated record. The transcript has 2 exons.